AUGUAUUGUGCUGAUGCCUACUGGAUUCCGGCUCAGACAUAUACGGCAACAGCCUACACCUACGCCAAGGGAUUCUAUAGUCUGCCGUCUGGUUCUGUUAAUGGAUUGGUCACG
This is a messenger RNA of Protopolystoma xenopodis, 114 nucleotides long. The record is from the annotation of a GenBank genome assembly. NCBI's taxonomy places the organism in Eukaryota, Metazoa, Platyhelminthes, Monogenea, Polystomatidea, Polystomatidae.